UGUCAUCAAGACGUACUCAAAACCGGCUUACAAUAUGCAUCUAAAUAAAUUAAUGUUUCUCCGAAUUAAUAUCCUUCUAAAAUAAGAAGAUAUGGAACUGGAAGAUGCCAUCACUGUAACAAAAUUACUUACUCACAACGGGCCGCUUUACAUAUUAAUAGGAUGGCAAUCAAAAUCCUUUGAAAUUUUCAUAUACCACGAUGAUAAUGUUUGGAAAGGAAAGUUCUCGGCACAUCGACUGACAGGAUUCAGUAAAAAUUUGCAAAUGCCUGAAAAAGAAUAUAUUGCUAGUAUAAAAAGGUGUUUAUCGGAAUAUAGGGAAGAUUAUAUCUAUGAGUUAAAAAGUGGUUUCUUUUAUUGGAAAAGAAAACAAAACGAAUCAGUAAUAAUCGAAGGCUUCUUACCUGUAGAAUUAGAAACUUCUCCAAACAUUACCCGUUUAGAUUUGAUUGAUAUUUCACUAGCUUUGAAUAGGCAUUUAUGUAACAAAAUAAGCAACUAUAAAUCUAAAUUUGAAAAUAUUCAAAAAGAAUAUCAAAAAUGCUUGAACGAUACAGAAGAAUUUUUAAGUUUAAAAGUAGACAUGGAAAAAACACUAAGCAAGAAAUUUUUAAAUUUGCUCAAUAUAAAAAAAAAUGAAGUCGUUAUGUUACUUAAAUCGUCGUAUAAAUUACAAUGAUGGUUAAAUUUUAAUUUAGAUUUCCUAUUUCAAUUUGGUAUUUUAAUUGAAAAAAUACAA
Nymphalis io (European peacock) is the source of this 739-nucleotide messenger RNA. RefSeq lists its product as uncharacterized. The coding region runs from base 92 to 679 and encodes 195 amino acids. Gene Ontology annotation, biological process: response to X-ray; DNA recombination; positive regulation of ligase activity. Gene Ontology annotation, cellular component: DNA ligase IV complex; DNA-dependent protein kinase-DNA ligase 4 complex; nucleus. Gene Ontology annotation, molecular function: DNA binding. The record is from RefSeq and is a predicted model, not a curated record. The transcript has a single exon. NCBI's taxonomy places the organism in Eukaryota, Metazoa, Arthropoda, Insecta, Lepidoptera, Nymphalidae.